AUGAAUACACUUGACAAGCAAUUGGCUGAUUUGCGUAUAUAUGCGAACGAGUUAGACGCAAAGCUACAAGACGAUAUAAACACAACUAAAAGAAAACCCUCCAUUCCUCCCAAGAAGACGAAGCCUCCACUGCCUCAAGUACCUCAGAGUUACUCUGUUAAAUCUGCAUGUGAGCCAUCCUACUCAUCACGCCUGGAAUCUGGCAGCCGCACUAGUUCUACCUACUCAAAUUUAGUGCCAGUAAAAAGCUGUAUUGUCAGAAAUUCGGCCAGAGGAAAGACUGGAGAUGUAUUAUUGUACAGUAAUCUCGUCCCUCCUGGUGGUGUCAGUCAUGUCUACACCAACGUUCCAGUACAACGAAGCGAAAAUUUUUACGAUAGAGACACUAGGUCUGAGGUGUCCAGGAUUAGUGAUUUAGGUGUUCAGUCAAAUUAUAGCGAGUUACGACGUCCUGGUUCGGCUUAUCCACCAUCAUCAGCAUCAGUUAACGCCCAGGAUUUCUCUACAUAUGGUGGAUCACAAACUUCGUCUACAUAUGAAUCACUCUAUGAGCCAAUUAAUCCUCGACCUUGUAGCCAGUUAUCAGGAACAUCAUUGUAUGGAGGUUAUGUUGGUACCACAAUAGAAUCAAUCCCAGAACCAGAUGAUGCAUUAUACUGUGGUAAUUGCUAUCGCUGUGGGGAGAAGAUCAUGGGAGAGACAACCGGUUGCACAGCGAUGGAGAGAAUUUAUCAUAUUAAAUGCUUUUGCUGCCAGCAGUGUGGGAUAAAUCUUCAAGGAAGACCCUUCUAUGCUGUUCAAAGCAGAGCACUCUGUGAAAGAGAUUAUCUUGAGACAUUGGAGAAGUGUUGUGUAUGUGGAGAUCCUAUAUUGGAUCGGAUCCUUAGAGCUACGGGCAAACCUUACCAUCCUCGUUGUUUUACUUGUGUUGUGUGUCAGAAGAGCCUGGAUGGAAUACCAUUUACAGUGGAUGCUGUUAAUCGCAUCCAUUGCAUCGAAGAUUUUCAUAAAAGAUACGCGCCUCGAUGUGCCCGUUGUCGUGAACCCAUAGUCCCAGAAGGUGGGGCAGAAGAAACCGUCAGAAUUGUGGCAUUGGACAAGAGUUUUCACAUUGCUUGUUAUGCCUGCGAGGACUGUGGUGCAUCGCUAUGUUCACGGGAGGAAGGUCGGGGUUGUUACCCACUAGAUGACCAUUUAUACUGCAAAGAAUGCAAUGCCAGACGCAUUCAAGAUCUUUCGCGAAAUAUCAAUUAA
Leptosia nina is the source of this 1254-nucleotide messenger RNA. The record is from the annotation of a GenBank genome assembly. NCBI's taxonomy places the organism in Eukaryota, Metazoa, Arthropoda, Insecta, Lepidoptera, Pieridae.